CAGGGUUCUGCUGCACUUACUUGGUGAAAAAUGAAGGUUCUGCUGCUGAAGGAUCCCAAAGACAAAGACACGGGACCAGAUCCAUAUAUUAAAGAAUUAGGAUUGUACAGCCUUGAAGCAACGUUGAUCCCAGUUUUGUCGUUCGAAUUCCUGUCUCUUGAAAGCUUAUUUGAAAAGCUCUCUCAUCCAGAGUGCUACGGAGGCCUAGUUUUUACCAGUCCAAGGGCACUGGAAGCCAUCAAAAUAUGUUUAAAAGAGAAGAGUAAAAAAGAAGCCUGGUCAAAAUCUCUUCAGCAAAUGUGGAAUAUCAAACCAACAUAUGUGGUUGGAAAAGCUACAGCUUCUUUAGUAGAAGAAAUCGGCCUCACCCCACAAGGAGAGAAGUGUGGAAAUGCUGAAAAAUUGGCCGAGUAUAUUUGCUCAAGAGCUGUGAAUUCAGCUUCUGGCUCUGAAAGACAAUAA
Messenger RNA from Empidonax traillii (willow flycatcher), 462 nucleotides. RefSeq names its product uroporphyrinogen-III synthase-like. NCBI's taxonomy places the organism in Eukaryota, Metazoa, Chordata, Aves, Passeriformes, Tyrannidae. The record is from RefSeq and is a predicted model, not a curated record. Gene Ontology annotation, molecular function: uroporphyrinogen-III synthase activity. Gene Ontology annotation, biological process: uroporphyrinogen III biosynthetic process. The coding region runs from base 31 to 462 and encodes 143 amino acids. The transcript is spliced from 6 exons.